This is a messenger RNA of Bursaphelenchus xylophilus (pine wood nematode), 7767 nucleotides long. The record is from the annotation of a GenBank genome assembly. NCBI's taxonomy places the organism in Eukaryota, Metazoa, Nematoda, Chromadorea, Rhabditida, Aphelenchoididae.
AUGUGGUUUGAAGAUCGUUCAGUUUCCAACAUCAAGAUGUCAUCGAUAGUCGAGGAAUGGCGAGACCUCUGGUCCUUCAAGGCCGAGUUUAUGUUAGUGGGGUUGUCCUACUUGUUUGCCACCACAAAUCUUCUCAAUCUGCCUAGAUUGAUUCUUGAUAACGGAGGACGUAAGUAUAUUUUUACAUUUUAUGCAUCAUUAAUGUUUGGUGGUACUUCCUUAUACGAAAAUUUUAAUGUUUACAAUUAAUAUACCUUUUAUAAUUCUAGUUGCCUUCGUGGCUGCUUAUUCCGCCGCAAUUCUGGCGGUGGUUCUUCCGAUCGUUCUCCUCGAGUUAUCAAUAGGUCAGCUUACCGGACGAGGUCCAGUUCAAGCCCUUUAUAACAUCUGCCCUAUAUUCAAGGGCGUCGGCGUUUCCCAGAUAUUCGUAUCUUUUAUCACGGUUGUUUGUUUUGCAAGAUACCUGGCUUGGUUAUUACUUUACCUGUUCCAUUUGUUUUGGACGGUCUUGGAUGAGCGACCGGGCCUCCCUUGGAUCAAUUGCCAGAACUUCCCUGAAUUACAGGCAACGCCAUGCAUUGAACCUACAGUAAUUGCAAAUGCAUCAACUGAUUUUGGACAGACUGUUCGAUUGUCUACCCUCAGGGAGUCGUCUGCUUUGGUUCACUUUAUGGGAGCUUUGGAGAAUCCCAGCAAUAGUAUCAUUGAGAUCGGCCAGAUCCAGUUAUAUCUGCUGAUUGCUCAAGGAAUUGUGUGGAUUUUGGUCUUCUCGGCCAUCUGUUUUGGAGUCCGAUGGCUUGGCAAAGUGACAGUAUUCACGUUCAUGACGCCUCUUUGCUUAAUCUUGAUUCUUUUGGCCAGAAUUCUAUUCCUGAACGGGGCCAUCCCUAUGUUUGAAAGGUUGUAUUACAUUACCGAUUGGAACAGACUGGCUGAUUACAAUGUCUGGAAGUUGGCUGUCGAACAAGCAAUCGUUGCCAGUGGUGUGGGUUUCGGAGUUUUUAUUACAAUAGGGUCCUAUAACAAGAGGACGAAUAAUGUGGUCAGGUUAGUUGAUUUACAGCUAACCGUUAAAAAUUGUAGUGGAUUACUUAUAAGAUAAUUCCAGAGAUUCUAUUUUCAUCAUCAUUGGCCAUUUCUUCCUUACAGCAAUACAAUUGUCCACGAUCUUUGGUUUGGUUGGAUACCUGAGCUACAAAACAAACUUGGUUCCGCUCGAAAUCUUAGGAAAUGGUAAAAAAAAUUUUGGUUGUCGGUCAUUUGGGCAGACCGUGUCGGCCCAAUAUUCCAAUAUUGCAAAAUUGUUUGACCAGCUAGCGAAAGGGGUUAGGGUACUCCGUGUUCACAUCGGAGGAUAGGUCAUCAAUAGCCAAGCUCUCGAUCUAGGUCGUGAGCAAUCCAUUUUGAAAAUAUUUUGUUAUCCAAAAUGUUUUCAAACUGGAACGUCGUCAAUUGACAAGGAAAGUACUUUUAUGGGGACUCCUACUUUUCGACGGGACAUACAUAUCUCAAAAAAUCCGAAAAAACGUGCUGAUUAAAAGUUUUAGUUUUGAAAAUUACCGUAUACGGGAAUUACGGUAGGUACAAUUUUCAGAAUGAUUGGGUCCGUGCGUAAAAACUCCAAAGAGUAAAAGGGCGAAACUUCGCUGUUUUACGUUUUCGACCAUGGGGAAUAUUUUCAUAAUUGACACUUUCGCCGUAGGAUGUAGCCUUCGACUACUUUGAAAAAUACCAAGGUACCAUAUUGAAUAUAACUUUUUUGCAGAGAACUUAUCUCAACUUUUGAAACCUCUCAAAAAUACUUUGACAUGUAUGUAACAACAUAUCAAAAAUGCGCGAAAAAGGGGUGGUUUUGGAGUUACGGUACUUUGAUUGUGGCCCGGACGGUAUAUCAAAAAAUAAUUUUUUUCAAAAUCGGUGUAGAAAUCUCGCCAAAAUACGUUUUCGACCAUGGAUAACAUUUUUGUAAUUAACAAUUUUUCUGUAGGAUGUCGUCUUCGACUACUUGAAAAAUGACCAAGGUACCAUGGUCAAUAUAACUUUUCGGCAUUCUAUUUGUCUCAACUUUUGAAACCUCUCAAAAAUACUUUGACAUGUAUGUAACAACAUAUCAAAAGUGCACGAAAAUAAAAGGGGUGGUUUUGGAGUUAUGGUACUUUGAAUGUAGCCGGUACCGUAUUUUAAUUUUUUCAAAAUAGGUGUAGAACAGCCGCAAACCUUGCUAAUGUACGUUUUCCACCAUAAGGAACAUUUUUGUAAUUGACACUUUUUUUGUAGGAUGCAGUCUUCAACCGGUAUGAGAAAUAUCAAGAUACCAUGGUCAAUAUAACUUUUCGGCAUUCUACUUGUCUCAACUUUUGAAACCUUUCAAAAACACCUUGACGUAUGUGUAACAACAUAUCAAAAAUUUAGGAAAAUAAAAGGGGUGGUUUUGGAGUUAUGGUACUUUUAACCUUGAUCAUACAGUACACCGAACUUUCGUUGUGAUGCUGACAUCCGAAUUUGGAAGAUUCCACUGCCGUAUGGCACACACAACUCUAGACCGUGGUAAUCGUUACAAAAAAUUGAAGAAAUCGCUGAUCUUGCUGUUACAGUAGCCAAUUAUCUGCGCACGAUAUGUUACAGUAUGCUUAGGCCUAAAUUUUCUGAAUUUCCUAGUGAAAAUUGUUUUUGAGGGUCGUACAACAUACAUAAAACAUUGCAUUUUGUUUUUAAGACAAUCUACGUAAAGUUGAGCCGAGAAUAAAUCGAGGUGUACUGUAUGUCCAACAUUCAAAGUACCAUAACUCCAAAACCACCCCUUUUAUUUUUCUAAAUUUUUGAUAUGUUGUUACACAUACGUCAAGGUGUUUUUGAAAGGUUUCAAAAGUUGAGACAAGUAGAAUGCCGAAAAGUUAUAUUGACCAUGGUAUCUUGAUAUUUCUCAUACCGGUUGAAGACUGCAUCCUACAAAAAAAGUGUCAAUUACAAAAAUGUUCCUUAUGGUGGAAACCGUACAUUAGCAAGGUUUGCGGCUGUUCUACACCUAUUUUGAAAAAAUUAAAAUACGGUACCGGCUACAUUCAAAGUACCAUAACUCCAAAACCACCCCUUUUAUUUUCGUGCAUUUUUGAUAUGUUUUUACAUACAUGUCAAAGUAUUUUUGAGAGGUUUCAAAAGUUGAGACAAAUAGAAUGCCGAAAAGUUAUAUUGACCAUGGUACCUUGGUCAUUUUUCAAGUAGUCGAAGACGACAUCCUACAGAAAAAUUGUUAAUUACAAAAAUGUUCUCCAUGGUCGAAAACGUAUUUUGGCGAGAUUUCUACACCGAUUUUGAAAAAAAAUUAUUUUUUGAUAUACCGUCCGGGCCACAAUCAAAGUACCGUAACUCCAAAACCACCCCUUUUAUUUUCGCGCAUUUUUGAUAUGUUGUUACAUACAUGUCAAAGUAUUUUUGAGAGGUUUCAAAAGUUGAGACAAGUUCUCUGCAAAAAAGUUGGGGCUAAGGUAGUACAGCCCCCCAGUCCAGUUUAGCCCCCCAUGACCCAGUACAACCCCCCUCGUCCAUUCUGAACCCCAGAAUUUAUUUCAAAGAAUUAAUCCAAGUUGUAUGGUCCAGCACAAGCCCCCUACGUUUUAGAUGAAGCCCCCUACGUUUUAGUUCAAGCCCCUUACGUUUUAGAUGAAGCCCCCUACGUUUUAGUUCAAGCCCCUUACGUUUUAGAUGAAGCCCCCUACGUUUUAGUUCAAGCCCCUUACGUUUUAGAUGAAGCCCCCUACGUUUUAGUUCAAGCCCCUUACGUUUUAGAUGAAGCCCCCUACGUUUUAGUUCAAGCCCCUUACGUUUUAGAUGAAGCCCCCUACGUUUUAGUUCAAGCCCCCUACGUUUUAGGUCAAGCCCCCUACGUUUUAGAUCAAACCCCCAACGUAGUAGAUCAAACCCCCACUUACAUUUUUUGUAUUAUUCUAAUUUGUUCAUUAUGUGGGGGUGUGAAACGGGCAAAACAGUGGGGGUUUGAACUACCUUUCGUGGGGGGGGCUGAACUACCGAAGCCCCAAAAAGUUAUAUUCAAUAUGGUACCUUGGUAUUUUUCAAAGUAGUCGAAGGCUACAUCCUACGGCGAAAGUGUCAAUUAUGAAAAUAUUCCCCAUGGUCGAAAACGUAAAACAGCGAAGUUUCGCCCUUUUACUCCUUGGAGUUUUUACGCACGGACCCAAUCUUUCUGAAAAUUGUACCUACCGUAAUCCCCGUAUACGGUAAUUUUCAAAACUAAAACUUCACGCUGACGUUCAGCUAUCGUAGUACAACAACUAUGCAAAAUAUCAAAAGAUUCUGAGCUGGUCGUUUUUUCGAAACGUCCGGCCCUUGUUAUGAGAAGCUUCAAUCUGUAAAAAACUCUCUUUUAAUUUUUUCGCAGGUUUACAAAUUUUAUUUUAGCUUAAAACGAUGUUUCUUGUGUUUCCAAGACGUAAUAUGUAAAUAAGUCUUACCAGGGAAGUGUACAAACGAACCCUCACCAAAUGAUAAGUGACGUACGUCAUUGAAGAGCCCUUGAAAAAUGGUACAAGACACCAUUUUCAUUUUUUGCAGAAUGCCAAAAAAUGAAAAUGCUGUAAAUUGUAUUAUUUAACAUACUGUAAUUUAAUUAUAUAAUUUUUAGGUCAUUUUGCAACAAAAAUCUUUCUUUCUCUUGGGCAGGAAAAAAGCCUAGUAGAGGGUUGCUUGAAUAGUGCAGUGGUUGCCGAGCAGGCUGGUAAACCUAGUCAGGUUCGGCUCGCAGCUUGGGCAAAAUUCGUUUUAUUCUUUCUUACAGUUAGGAAAAUAUUUUCGUUAAACUUUUGCAAACGUUUUAAUUUUUCUGGAAGACGGUCGAUUAUGGUUAAAACUAUCAAACUUACAUGUUUUUCAACAUUAAAAAAAGUGAAAAGUGUUUUUUCACCUUAUGGGUAUUUAAAAGGCGUCGCGACACUUGCGGGCAACCAGUUUGCGGGCAACCAGUUUGCGGGCAAAUUUUUUGCGGGCAACCACUUUGCGGGAAAAGUUUGAGGGGCCACAUUUGCGGGCAGCUGGAACAUUUGCGGGCAGCCUGGGACAUUUGCGGGCAACCGACAUGGGCAACCGGCACCUGAGGGUAAGAGGGUGGAGAUGGGAAUAUUACUGCGAUAUUUUGGAAAUUUGCCGACAUUUGCGGGCAGCCGACACUUACGGGCAACCGACAUUUGCGGGAAACAGGAAAAAACAAUCACACAGAUUGUAUUGGAACUUUUGGAACUGUUGCCCACAAAUGUUGGCUUCCCGCAAGUAUUGCCUGUCCGGAAAUGUCGGAAAACUUCCAAAAUAUCGCAGUAAGUUUUCCACCUCCACCUUGUUAUCCUCAACUGCCGGUUGCCCGCAAAUGUCGGCAAAUUUCCAAAAUAUCAUAGUAAUUUUUUUACCUUCUCCCUGUUACCCUCAUAAUCAGGUGUCGGUUUCCCGCAAAUGUCCCAGGCUGCCCGCAAAUGCCGGUGCUGGCCGCAAAUGUCGGCUGCCCGCAAAGUGGUUGCCCGCAAAAUGGUUUCCCGGAAGUGUGAGCCCGCCAUUUAAAACCAGUAAAUAUCUUUUGCCCUGAGGCAUUCUGCAAAAAAUGAAAAUGGUCUCUUGCACCAUUUUUCAAGGGCUUUCCAAUGAUGCAUAACACUUGUCAUUUGGGGAGAGUUCGUUUGUACACGUCCCUAGUUAGUAACCCGAAAUUGGGCAGCUAAUUUUUACAUAUACUUGAUCAGCAUAACUUUUCGGAUUUUUGAGAUAUGGCCCGUCUAAAAGUAGGAGCCCCCAUAAAAGUACUUUCCUUGUGAGGAAAACGACCAUUGAGGAAACUGAAAAAUAUUAUUUUUCUUGCAAGCAAGUUUCGAACCCAGAUAAUCGAUAGCGUUGAUUUCAAAAGUCAUUUUUUUUGAUUGUAACUGUUUUUCUCAAGUAAUGUGUACUGUAAAUCAUUACUUUCUCGAAUUUUUGUCACAAAUAUUCGAUUUGGGGUUUCCGAUGGUGCUAAUUUCAAGUCAGGAAAAAUGAAUAUAAGGCGCGUGCGUUCUACUUUUCUUCGGACUUCCUCGCAGAAAACCCGCAUUUCUUGUCUGUGGGCCCGCUAGACAAGAAAUGCGCAAUUCUUGGCUGAGCAGAGAAAAAAAGAAAAAAAUCUUCACGGGGAGAGAGCAGAAAAUUGCGCAAUAUUGCGCAAUGUUACGCAAUUUUAGACGAGAAUUGCGCGUUUCUUGUCUAGCGGGCCCACAGACAAGAAAUGCGGGUUUUCUGCGAGGAUGUCCGAAGAGAAGUAGAACGCACGCGCCUUAUAUGAUUUCCGGGAUCAGCACUAUCGAAAGUCCCUAAAAAAAGUUUAAAAAAUUACUACUUUGCAAUGCCUAAUAAGAAAAAAAGCUACUACAAUCAAAGAAAAUGAAUAUAAUUUUUGAAAAAAACGCUACACGACCUUAGGCCUUUUUGGCGGACUUUCUUGCUCAGCGGACCUUUUUAUCCCCUGCGAUUAUGACAGCCAAACAACAAUUUUUUCCGUUUGGCUAGCCAAAAACCUAGGUUAGUCCAUUAUGGGCAGAUGCCAUUAUGAACGGAUUUCUGAAAUCCUUGCAAAUAUCGUCAACACCCCUGUAUCUUUGUAAAAAAUGUGUAUUUUGCGUAUUACAGUCAUAGUUUGCAAUAUUCUUCUAUGACCUAUGCCGACAUAUUAGGCCAGAAGAUCCAAAAAAUAUAUAUUUUGAAUGUCCGCUGGCCGCAGCGAGCCAAUCAUCGUUUUUUAUCAAAAUUAUUUUAAAUAACUGAAAGCAUCUUUUAAGGACAAGAACAAAUGUGGCAUCUCCUGGUGUACCUCUCUUUUGUUCCGAGUACUAAACUCUUUACCGGAAUAUUACUUUUCUUAAGUAUAUUCGUUCUGCUGAAUAUUUGCGUAAGUAUUUUUCUUUCAUAAUUCAAAUAAUUGGAUCCUUUUGCAGUACUUGCUGGCCCUCAACAUCCUCGCAACAUUUGAGGACGCCUUAGGCGAAAAAUGGUCUAGAUGUUUCCCCCGAUUCGUGCUGGCUUUAUUUAUCUCUCUCCUUGGGGCUGGAGUCGGGGUUUUCUUUGCAACUCAGGCAGGAAAACAUGCCUAUGUUUUGACAACUGGAUACCUCAAGUACGUCACCAUCUGGAUUAUACUCGCGGCUGAACUACUGGCCGUCGCUUGGUUCUAUUGUGCCCAUUCCCUUGGGAGAGACAUGAAAACAAUGGUGCGGAGUGCCUGUUGCUGGUGUCUCGGGUACUUCAUUCUUUUCUUCACGUAUCUUCUUCCCGCAGUUCCUAUUGUAAGUCAAGAACGGUUUAGGAAAAUGCUUUAUAUCAUCCUGAUUUCAGGUCAUUGCUGUUUUAAACAUCCUGGGUUACGACUACAACGAUUUCCCUGAACAGAUCCGCAACUGGGAAUGGAGUGAAUACGUUGGAUUUGCGAUCGCCCUGAUACCGCUACUACCCAUUCCAAUCUUCAUUCUUUUCACAAUUUGCUAUAACUGCAGUGAUCAUUCCGACCUCACACGAUGCCAGAAAUUAAGACAAUCUUUCCGCUCCCCACUGGAUGUGGAAGGAAUGAAACAACGCGAAGAACUUCUGGCUCACAGCGACCCGCAUGAUAAUCGAUAUGCACACACUCCUCAAGGAUAUACACUACUGCCUCAGGCGCCUUUGGCCGAACCCGAAGCCUACAAUGACUUGUAUGGCAACAAUCCGAAUGUACGGAACAUCCCCAUUGUCAGCCACGCCCGUUAA